Messenger RNA from Hemicordylus capensis (graceful crag lizard), 1731 nucleotides. Its product is annotated as inositol 1,4,5-triphosphate receptor associated 2-like. Gene Ontology annotation, cellular component: endoplasmic reticulum membrane. The record is from RefSeq and is a predicted model, not a curated record. The transcript is spliced from 16 exons. Bases 233 to 1642 code for a protein of 469 amino acids. NCBI's taxonomy places the organism in Eukaryota, Metazoa, Chordata, Lepidosauria, Squamata, Cordylidae.
AACAGGUGCUCUCUCAGAAGAGAAGAAUGUCCCACCGUUCAUGGUGGUGCGGCCACUGUGAAAUCUCCUCCAUAGCUUCCCUUUUGCCUUCUUUGACAGCUACUUCUCUCAAGCCAUGUUGGACCUCUGAAAGGAAGAAUUGUCUGAAGGGAGCUUCUCUGUCCAGUUUCCCAGAGAGGGAAAGGUCACAACAAGGACUCCGCAGCAUUGGCCGCCGGCCGCCUGGUCCGGCAUGGAAGAUGGAACAGUGCGGCAGAGCAAAGAGCCACUGACACAGCAUCAGACAGAGCUGCACACUGCACAGAGCUGCACAGGACUCACACUAUCUUUGGAUGCAGGAACAAUGGCCAGUUCAGAAGGAGUCUCUGAACGGAUGGUGGAUGAGAGAAGGAGGAGCUCCGACAGCACAAACAAGUCCUGUGGCAUGAGAACUCAAGAGCAAGUAAAGCGGGGUAGCACUGGGAGCAGAGAACUACUUGUGCACUUUGAAGAGAGUGGUGAGAGCGAUGCAGAUGCAGAUCCUGCUGAAGACCCACUGACUACCUCACUGAUGGAGCUAUCUGUGCUGGACAGGUUGGGCCUGCAUAGGAUGGCUUUGACUGAACAGGACGUGGAGGCAGCCUUUGCACAGUUGGCUCUGGCCUUCCGCUGCGACAUGUUCACACUGAGGCGGCGGGUGCAGGUAGAGGAGCGGGCAAGGAACACGGCUGAAGGGAAUAUUCAGAAGGAGUUGGCAGAAUGCCAGACAGUGUUGCAGAUGCUGGAUCAAGCCUGUAUGGACUCCAGGCGCAAGGAAUUGAUAGAACAAUUGCAGAGCAGUCUAACAGUGCUGGCAGGAGCCAUGGAACGGGCAACAGUUGCAGCAGAGAAACUAGGAGCUGUCCAUCAGGAGGCACGCAUGAGCCGGGCCACAGAGGUAAUGGUGCAGCAUGUGGAGAACCUGAAAAGGCACCACUUGAGGGAGCACACAGAGCUGGAGGAGAUGAAGAGGCUGAUCCAACAGAACUCCCGCAACCGACAGCUGGCAGAAAACAGGGAUGAUGGUGAGCAGAGACUGAAGCAUCCUCCAUUGCGAAUGUUCCAGCAGGGAUCAGCUCGUCGUAGAGUCAGCAUUGCAGUUAUUCCCAGGCAGCUGAUGCAGUUUAACAGUCCUGAAAAUGGUACAGGCUCUGAGGGGGAAGCAGUUAAGCCAACAGCCAUGGAGGAGGAGAGCCUGGAAAGACAAUCCCGCUGCCUCCAGGAAGACUCUGUUGAUAGCUACUUCGCUCUACAUGCAGGAUCUUCCAGCUCCUCACACCAGAGCCUGCUGGGGCCAAACAGCAUGGAGUGUGACCGAGACAGACAUCACUACCCAGAAAGGAGGGAAUCCGAACUUCGGAGCAGGAGUAGCAUCAGCAAGACUCUAGAGGAAGAGCCUGAUGAAGAAUCUGGCAGUGAGGGGCUGAAUGAAGAGAGUGAGGAACUGGAGGAGAGGGCGCUCCUGUCCAAAGGAUCUAAAAUGGAACUCUGCAGGGCUUGGUUCUCUAUGCCUACAUAUUACUGGGUUUUGUUGUGGCUGUUUUUUCUAGGAAUUGCAUGCCUUGUUCUGAUCCGGAUCCUGGAACUGCAAAAACAAUAUCCAUUUCCAAUCUCUGAUUCUUAGGCACAGAAAGAGCAGCAUACCUGUGCUAGACCUUUGAAUCAUCAGAGUCACAGACGCUUUACUUAUGAAAAAUAAAAAUAGGAAAAAGA